Molecule: messenger RNA, 3704 nt
Organism: Poeciliopsis prolifica (blackstripe livebearer)
Lineage: Eukaryota; Metazoa; Chordata; Actinopteri; Cyprinodontiformes; Poeciliidae
Gene: iqch
Product: IQ motif containing H
Exons: 20
Coding region: 139-3108 (989 amino acids)
Molecular function (GO): protein binding
Source: RefSeq, a predicted model, not a curated record
ACGUUUCGUGUAAGAGCAGACACCGGAAAUGUUAAACCCGCUCUAAAAAAAAAUAAUGUUGCCAUGGUUACGAGUAAUGUUUUUGAUCAUCGCUAACUAGCAUACUGUCUCCGGCUAAAGUUAUUAGACCACGAAUAAAUGAUGGCUGACUUACCCAAAAACGAAGAUAGAUUUGAAGACGUUUUGGUUCAGGUUCAACAGGAUAUAAGCCAACUUAAGUACAAUAUUGAAAAAAUCAAUGUGGGCGAAAAGGACGCAAGUCUCGAUAUCAAAGUACUGGACAAUGCAAUCAGUAGGACCCAAAGCAACAUCAGGAGACACGCAAAUGAUUAUUUGAAAAGUAUAAAUAAGCAGCAACUGGUUCUUCCAGCCAUCGAAGACUUACAAAAACAGACCUUAAAGGUUUAUAAAUGGAAACCCUCUCUUGAAAGUCUCCCUGAUGUGCAUUCACCAAGAAAGACAUUUGACAUAGUAUUUCCUGAAAGAAAGGUGAAACCUGAGGCUGUAGAGAAUCUUGCAGUUAUCAAAGCAAAAGGAAAGCACAUUCAUUAUCUUCCUGAAGAUGACCUGGAACCAGUGAUUAAACCAAGCUUGCUUCGUAUGUCGGCUCAGCACAACAUUAUGUCUCUUCAGCCCAGGCCGGAAUUGCACUUUUCCAAAAAAGACUUAGAUUUCAAGCUAGUUAAGGAGUCAAAACGUCAGAAAGCUUCAGCAUCCAAGGUUGGCAAAAAAGUUGGUGAAUCCAAACAUGUCUUGACUAGUUUACCAAGUUUGCCAACUCAGAUCACAGCUUCCGACAGCAUGGAAAAACAAGCCACAACCUCUUUUGUCACCAAAGAGACCCAGGCCAAGUCUGUAGAUGCUGAUACAAGCACGUUUACAAUCAUAAAGGGACAAAUCGAUCCGAUGGCGAAAGACUUCAUUUGCUUCAAGGAGCGAUUUAGUUGGUGCUGGAGCAGCAUGGUGGAAGUUUUGGAGGACCUGACGAAACUGCUCCGAGAGUUUGCAGUGCCUUUAGCUAAAGUUGAUGGAGAACACUUGAUAGAGUUAUUCCCUACAUCUGAUUAUGUUUCCAGAAAGACUUUGUCAAAUGCCACUCUCUUCUCACUGCUUGAAAAUAAGGGGGAGGUAUUAGAACUUGUCUCACGUCCAGGUCAACGCUACAGAGGAGAAGGAGGCAGAGAUGUCGCUGCCACCCGUAUACAGACCUGGUGGAGGGGCUACCUCAUGAGGACUUCUUACCUGCGGUACCACCGCUGCAAGAAGGCAGUGGACGUUAUUUCGUUGUCAUGGCUGUUGCACUAUCAAAGGUGCCAAAUAAAGAAAACCCUUCAGGCCAAGCGUUUCAGACAGCUGGAAAAUUAUCGCAGCAGAGCAGAGCAUCUGGCAGCAAACUGGAAACACAUCCAGUCGUCCAAGAGGACCAUUAUCCACAUCCCUUCAUUAGGGUUCUCCCAGAUCUGGAGACUGAGCACCAGGAAAUAUAACAUCCUCCAGAACAUCCAAAUCACCAGGCUGUGUGAUAUUAGAGAUGAAAAUGUGGAGGUGAUCUACAUAAGUCCAUUACGUUUGGGAGAAGACAUCUUGCAGUAUUACGACAGUUUCCUGAGAAGGAAUGGGACUGAUAGCAGCUCCAGCCAGGACUUAUCCUGCAACAAGCGGUUUCUUAUCCUAACACCUGAGGCUGUGGAUUAUUUCCCUACCCACAACAUGUGUCUGUCUACACUGCUGAAGUACAGUCCGUGCACCCUGAAGCAAAUCAAACACCAAAUACGGGGGAAGCAGGCCUAUAUAGUGGGUGGAGUUGGCCAUGAGGAUGACCUGGAAGUGGCUGAUGAGCUGCAUGUGCCAAUCUUAGGUCCAGAACCGGCUGUUUCACAACUCCAUGGCACCAAGUCUGGAGGAAGAAAGAUAUUUUCUGAAGCAGGACUGGAAGUACCCCCUGGACAAGGAGAUGUGUAUGUUCUUUGCCAGCUUUAUGAAAUACUGGCCGAACUUCUUGCUCAAAAUAUUCACGUUCAGCGCUGGCUCUUUAAGAUCAACGGGCAGCGAGGAGGCCGUGAUGCAGCAUACUGUGAUGUUUGCCACCUUCGGCGCUACAGCUGGGCCCUGAAGCGCUACCAGCAUUUUGGUCCUGAUCUGUGGCAAGCAAAAUGGGUUCAGGAAACUGUGAUGCUGAAAUAUUUAGAAGAGAUCCCAGAAUGGCUGAUUUAUUACACCCAACUGGCUAAAUCUUGCAGUUAUCAAAGUUGGUCCGAGUUCCUGAAGAUCUUCCUCAUGCAAGGUGGAGUAAUAGAGGCAUACCCCCCUUCAGAGAAUGUCACCCAUGUGACUGUAGAUAUGCUCCUGGAGCCCAGCGGUGAGGUGACCAUUCUGUCCUGGGGAGAACAGCUGCAUGGCUAUUGUCAUCUAGACAUUGUGGGAUCCAUUAUUGCUAAGACUUCUGUUCACCAAGAGACCCUGCACUCUAUCUGCAUGCGUGUGGCUCACGUUUGCCAGCAGAACUAUAUCAUGGGUUAUGUAUCUGUUGGCCUGGCAACCUUUGUGGACCACAGCACCAUGACGCAGAAGAUAUGGGGAAUUGAUCUGGACAUUGGAUUCAGUAACCAGCUUGCCAUGACCCAGAUGCUACUCAUGGUGACUGGAGGAACGCUGAACUGGCAAACAGGCUGUUUCGAAGUGCCAGUGCCAGUCAAAGACAAAUCUUCUGAACAGAAUGAUGCAGCAGAGCAUCUGGUGGACAGUCGCUAUGCAGUCGUUGGGAUCCGUUUGUUUCAUUCUAACCUUUCCAUGUUGUACCACAGUAUGUUCUUCAAGAUGUGCACAUUUAAUGGCAUUGUGUUUGACAAGAAGGAAAAUCAAGGCACUCUUUUUGCUCUCUAUGACAGCUCUGAGCGAAGCACCAUUGGAAUGAUAGCGGUCUCAGAGGAUCUCCAGGGAGCUCUGGUGACCUUUGCUCAGAAUUUGUCAGUCAUUCAUCAGGAAAUAUUGUCCUCCAAAAAGGAAGAAGAAACCAAUUUCGAGGUGGUGAUCACAAACAUAGAACACAUGCUGGAGAUGAUUAUUCAGAACAAAAAACAACAACUGAAGGAUGAACCUGCUGCUUAGACACAAGCAUUGAACCUUAGAGAUAUGUACAGGCUGAUAAAAUGUAGAUGUCUAAAUAAACAUCUUAAUAUUCUGUCAUGAAUCUGUUAAAUGUUAGAGUUUCUGUCAGCUACCUUGACAUACUUUAUAUAAGAAACGCAUAAACAUUUUCUAUUAAAAGAAUAUAUUUUUCUACAUACAAUGGCAUCCCAAAGUGUACAUACCUCUGUUAAAAUGAGACAAGAAUGAAACAAAUGUGAGCUCCUGUCUUCUGAGUCGUGGUGAAUAAAUGUCCCAUUUUCAAUGGAAAAUGUAAGUUGAUUUAUUGUGAUGUUAUUUUUUACAUAAAAAAACAACAUUUUAACAUAGACAGCUGGACUUUUGAAAGCUGCUGUAAAACACUUUUAUUGAACCUUCAGAUUACAACCUGUAUCUGUUCUUAGAGUAGGCCUGAUGAUGAUGAUAAAGAACAGCGAGAGUAGCUUGAUAGACAGAUAAUGAUAUUUAGUAAUGGUUUCUCUGCACCGUUUAAGAAAGAACAGAUUACUUUGGUGAUUGAGCGAAAAAGUGAUUGGCGCGGUCUGUAAUGUUAUCCUCAAAGGACAUUUUCUGUAAGU